AUGUCUUUUGGUAUUGGCCAAAUACUUUACGUGAUCAUACUUGUCAUAAACGGUAUAGCUGUGCUAAACGAGGAGAGAUUCCUUGCGCGAAUUGGUUGGAGUGGUCAAGUAGAUCAAGGAUUUGGUGUUGAUGGACCAUCUCUAAAACAUAAUAUUAUUAAUCUUAUAUCUGCCGUGAGAACAUUGCUCAGAAUCCCAUUGAUUGGGGUCAAUCUUUUUGUGAUUGUUUAUGAAAUAUUGCUGGGUUGA
Messenger RNA from Ambispora leptoticha, 249 nucleotides. NCBI's taxonomy places the organism in Eukaryota, Fungi, Glomeromycota, Glomeromycetes, Archaeosporales, Ambisporaceae. The record is from the annotation of a GenBank genome assembly.